AUGGCGGCAAGUGCAGGUUGCACGAUUUUAUUUCCUGAAUCCGAACCCGCAAAGCUUCUCAAAUGGAAGAUAAAAAAGGGUUACCGGAUUGCAAAAGGAUCCUUACUUGCUCUUUAUUCACAUGGAAAUGAAGAGAGCAUCCAGAAAUUGAAAUCCCAGGAGAUAGGCCUUGUGGAAGAGCUGCUUAUUUCUGAAGGAGAAACAAUCUGUUUUGGGACACCACUGAUCAAAAUAAAAGGAUGUGAUCACCCCGUUGUCAUGAAAGAUAUGUGUGCUGAGUGUGGAGAAGAUCUUAGGGAGAGAUUUGGAUGUGCUGGUGACAGAAAAGAAACUGCCAGUGCAUCAGUUGCCAUGGUUCACAGCAUCCCUGAGCUCACAGUCAGUGAAGCAGAAGCGUUCGAGAUUGGCCAUGCUGAUGAACAGCGUCUGCUGACAUCCAAGAAGCUGGUUCUCCUUGUUGAUCUUGAUCAGACUCUGCUCCAUACGACAAACGAUAACAUUCCACCUAACCUCAAGGAUGUGGUUCAUUUUCAACUUUGGCACGGCUCAAACCAACUCUGGUACCACACCAAGUUCCGACCUGGUACCGAGAAAUUCCUCAAAAAGAUCGCCACCAUGUACGAGUUGCAUAUAUGUACUUUUGGUGUUCGCAUGUACGCACAUAUGAUAGCACGCCACCUGGAUCCCGAGGGCAAACUAUUCUCACAUCGGAUCCUGUCGAGAGAUGAAUGUUUUGAUCAUCAGUCUAAGACAGCUAAUCUGAAGGCGCUGUUUCCAUGUGGUGAUGUCAUGGUCUGUAUCAUCGAUGAUCGUGAAGAUGUCUGGAACCGUGCGCCAAACUUGAUCCACGUCAAGCCAUAUCGGUUCUUCCAGGGGACGGCUGAUAUCAAUGCACCACCAGGAAUGGAUAAGACUGAUGAUGUGAGUGCCGAGAUCAAGGCAGACAGUGUACUACAUCACCCAGAAGGUGAAAACAAUCCUGACGAAAAGGAUAAAGCUUUGACAUCGAUGCAAAAUCUUGAGCUAAAAUCGGAAUCAGAAAGCAAUAAUGCAGCAGGAGACAGCGAUUCUAAUGAAUUGCCACCACCGGUAAAAGAAGAAGUUUCUCUUAGUGAGGAUGAUUCUAAAAUGGAAACUGACUCUGAUGUAAAGGGUGAUGAUGUGGGUAGCAGCAGUGACUCGGGAGUUACAAGCGUUACUGCCGGUGAUGGGGUGUCCAGCAGCAGUCAAGGAGAUGUUAGCAAGGAACAUGAAAAAAUUUCAAAUGUGACUUCAUCUGAUUCAGUAGUCACUAGUGAAGUAGUUCCCAGUGACAGCUCAGUGGUGGCCUCUGGUAAUGCUGGAACAGUUUCCAGUGGUAGCCUGGUGGUUACCACUGGAACAGUUUCCAGUGGUAGCCUGGUGGUUACCGCUGGUGAUUCAGUGUUGGAAACAGUUGCCAGUGGAGAUUUGGCCAUUGUUACCAGUGACAUAGAAACAGUUUCUAGUAGUGAUGUGGAAAUGGUUUCUUCUGAGGAAUCGUCGUCUGUAUUGGUUGCUGAUGCAAAAACUGAAGUCACAGAUUUGACUGGAAAGAACUCAUCCAAAGACACUGAAAAUGACGAAGCAAUGAAAACAGGCGCUGUAUUACAUUAUCAAAAUGAGAAAUCGGGUAUGGAUUUACUAGAAUUGCAGGAUGAGGACGAUUACUUGCUUUAUCUAGAGGACAUCUUGACGAACAUUCACAAUGCAUAUUAUAACAUGCAUGACGAAUUCAAAGGUAAAGGAAAGACAGAGGUACCCGAUUUGAAAAACAUUAUCCCAUAUGUGAAGCGAAAAGUUCUCAAAGGUGCUAACAUUGUGUUCAGCUGCGUUUUCCCCAGGAAUAUUCCCCCUGAGAAAAAUAAAGAAUACCAAAUAGCAAAAUCCCUUGGGGCGGAUAUACAGGAUAAUAUUAUUUUUCCGAGCCAGAAAAACGAUCCUGCAGCGACGACGCAUCUAGUUGCAGCAAAGGUUGGUACGAUGAAAGUUAAUCAGGCAUUGAAGAGAAAACACAUUCAUGUUGUGACACCUGAUUGGCUGUGGUGUUGCUACCAUCGCUGGGAGAAGGUGACGGAGAGUCUCUUUCAUUUGACUGACGAGUCAUCUGCCACAUCUCGGGAUAGCCCAGCACCAGGACGUGUGCGCUCAUCGAAAGACAAACGCAAGCGUCCCGAUGAUAAUGAUGAUGAUGAUUUGGGGCCGAAGCGUCCGCGAGUUGAUGAUGUUGCAGAUGAUGAGAUGAUGGAGGCGGACAACAAUGAGGAAGAAAAGGCAGAUGUUGCAGCGGGAAAAAUAUCGAAAGCUGAUCGAGAAUUUCGUCAGAGUCUUUCGAUGUAUGCACUCUCCAUGGAGGAGUUGGAGGAAAUGGAUAAGGAGGUUGAUGACAUUAUCAGUGGGAAUGAUGGCGGAGAGAGCAGCGAAUCAUCCGAGAGUUCAGAUUCCGAAAUCGAUAAUAAAUUACGGCAGCGUGUGCUUAGCUGUGGUGAGCAUUCCGACUCUUCUAGUGGUGAGAGUCUUGGAGGGGAGUAUCCACGCGGCUGGAAGCGGCAGCAUGAGAAAGGCCAUCAGGUUGUUACACCAGAAGACACCGAGGACUCGCAAGAUGUUCCCGAGGAAGAUGCAAAUCAUGACCGACGCCACAAGAUCAAGAUUGGUGUUGGGGAAAGUGACAGUGACAGUGAUCAGUAUAACGAGUCGAUUGGGUCCGUAGAUGAAGAGAUGGCCCAGGCUGUAGAGAAGGAAUUUCUCGGCUGGGUAGUUCCGUAAAUUUGACAGUACAAAUAAUUUACUUUCGAGAUGAUUUCUUAGUGAGUUCAUCUGCUUUGUGUUGGCAGCGAUAUUUGGCCAACUCAUUCUAACUUUAGAAUCAAAUGCAUUUAGGGACUGCAGAUUCCACUUUGUAAACAGGCAGCUUCAUAAUCCUCGCAGUGAAUAACUUUGCAUGGAAAAUUAUUAACCUUUUGGGGUGUGACUGACUAGGCUUGUUAAAUCAACAAACACUGAUGACUUAAAACACUUGCACAGGAAGUGAACAAAGUUCCUCCUCAAGAAUGCUCCUGAAGAUACUGUGCUCAUGCAUUUUGAUCUAAUCCUGCAAAAUUGAGAUUACAUGUGCUACCAAAAAGGGCUGCCAUUUGAUCCCUAAUGAUUCUUUGACCAUUGCAAUCGGGAGUUGUUUCCGGUUAGCUCAACAUGAAAACAAAGCCCUCUGUCCCCUGUAAUAUAUGCAUGGACAGUGCUCUCCUCGGAUUUGAAUGAUGUUAGCCGGGGUGUUUUUGUUCAUGUCUCUUGUCCUGGCCAGUUUAUUGUUGUUAUUCAGGCACACUGUUCGUACUAUUGAUGAUGAUACAUUUACAUUCAGAAUUAUUAUUAUUCACGUUCACCUCGUACAGUCAAUCCUGUACAUUCAGAAUGUAUUGAAUAACUUUAAAAUGUUUUCUACAGGUUUUGAUUGCCAAAUGUUAAUAAUGUGCUUGUUGACGUUAGUGUUUGAGGCGAAUAAUGAUUUUCAUUGUAGUUUUGAGGUCACUUUACACACCUCUCAGAAAUGGUGAUUUCUUUAAAUAGCAAGGAGGUUGAGUGUAAAAUAUUUGCUGGCACUUCAAUGUACUUAAUCAGAUGUAUUGCCUCCUAUUUGUAAUGUGAAUAUGAAAAAUUGUUCAAUGAAUUGUAAAGGUGUAAAUAUUUUGAUUGUUGAUCUAGAAUAAUUCUUAUGAACUA
This is a messenger RNA of Lineus longissimus, 3741 nucleotides long. RefSeq names its product RNA polymerase II subunit A C-terminal domain phosphatase-like. Gene Ontology annotation, molecular function: RNA polymerase II CTD heptapeptide repeat phosphatase activity. Lineage: Eukaryota; Metazoa; Nemertea; Pilidiophora; Heteronemertea; Lineidae. The record is from RefSeq and is a predicted model, not a curated record. Gene Ontology annotation, cellular component: nucleus. The transcript is spliced from 6 exons. Bases 1 to 2787 code for a protein of 928 amino acids.